Molecule: messenger RNA, 1458 nt
Organism: Funneliformis geosporum
Lineage: Eukaryota; Fungi; Glomeromycota; Glomeromycetes; Glomerales; Glomeraceae
Source: the annotation of a GenBank genome assembly
AUGACAUGUCAACUUCCCGCUGAUUGUUUGAAUGAAAUCUUUGAAUACUUGGCGGAAGACAAAAUUUCAUUACGCUCAUGUUUAUUGGUUAAUCGUUCUUGGUGCGAAGUUGCAGUUAGGAUUUUUUGGAGGAAUAUUUUUAGCAUCAAUCAUCGAGAACAUAUACCAUUAUCGACCCUUAGAACCAUAAUUGCUUGUCUCCCUAAUGAAUCAAAGGAACUUAUAUAUUUUAAUGAAAUUGUUGUUCGAAAUCCUAUCUUAAACCCACCAAUAUUUAAUUAUUUAUCAUUUGUCAAGGUCCUUUCAAUUUAUACGAUUGGUCAAAUUAUUGAAGAUGCGCUACGGAAUCGACAAAUUGAUUCUCCACAAAGCUUAUACUUUAUUAAAUAUUUAAUGUUACAAGAAUUAUUAAAAGGAUUCAUGAGUCAAAUAUCAUCUUUAAAAUCUUUGGAUUAUAAUUUAAGAUUAGAUACGGUUCAAUACAUGCCUUUUUCGUAUUUUCCAGGAGCAAAGGAUUGUUUGAAAGAUCUAACAGAAUUUAGAUGCGACUCAAACAUUUACCCUGAAUUUUGUUUUCAAAUAUCUCAAAUAUGUCAUAAUAUACAAUCAUUGACUAUAGAAUUUAAAAACAAUGUAUCGGAUGGGUUGAAGGAUUUAAUCACCUUCCAAGUUGAUUUAGAAUAUUUAAACUUGAUUGCUUUUGAUGACAAAGAUUGGAAGGAUAUCAUACCCGCUCUAACCAAACAUCAUAAUAGGUUAACAAAAUUACACAUUCAUACCGAUAAGGAAAAUGUGACAUUCUCAUUUAUCGCUUUAUUUGAGAAUUUACAAGAACUUCUUAUUUCGGAUAAUUGUUCUGAUCGAUAUAUUUCCGAUUUUGAUGAAUUACAAAACGUUAUCUUUCCAAAAUUACGAAUCUUAAAAAUUCCUGACAGAUAUCCACAAAUUGAAAUCUUCACGAAAUUUUUGGAAAAUAAUGGAAGUAAUCUUGUUGAAUUGACCUUAGCUGAUGUUCACAAAUCAGUCAAAUUAUCAAUAUCUCGUUUUUGUCCAAUUCUUAAAAAGCUCUAUGUAUUGUUUGAGAAGGAUGAAAUGAAUAUAUUAAAAGACAUACUUGAUAGUUGUCAAUAUUUAGAAAGUAUCAAAGUUUGGUGUGGUCACAACUUUUUAAAUGAGAAAGAGUUGCUCGAAGUUAUUGCAAGUUAUUCACCAAAAAAUUUUAAUGAAUUGAAGAUUUAUAAUGAUACUAGAUCAGAAUUAAUUCACCAGGACAUGGAAUCAUUUUUUUUAAGUUGGGGAAAUCGAAUUCCACAUAGACCAUUAAAUUUGUUUGUUAUCAAAAAUAAUGGUGGUUAUAGCUUGGCGUUGGAUGUGAAUGAAGAGAAUAUUAUAACAAUUGAAAAAUAUAGAAAAUUAGGUGUCAUCAAGAAAUUUGGAAUUGAAAACUUUGAUUAUUAA